Molecule: messenger RNA, 1059 nt
Organism: Alternaria burnsii
Lineage: Eukaryota; Fungi; Ascomycota; Dothideomycetes; Pleosporales; Pleosporaceae
Product: c-3 sterol dehydrogenase c-4 decarboxylase-like protein
Exons: 3
Coding region: 1-1059 (352 amino acids)
Biological process (GO): steroid biosynthetic process
Molecular function (GO): 3-beta-hydroxy-Delta5-steroid dehydrogenase (NAD+) activity
Source: RefSeq, a predicted model, not a curated record
AUGGAUUCAAUCCGCGUUCUGGUGACCGGCGGCUGUGGCUUCCUAGGUACUGCCAUCGUCUCCGCACUCUUACACAGCAAGAAAUACUCCGUCACGGUCAUAGACGUCAAUCCGCCCUCGCUUGGCAGCGACACCUUUACCAACAGCGUACGCUAUGUCCGCUGCAACAUCAUGGACUCAUCUUCUCUGUCCAGUGUUUUUUCCGAAGCUCGACCUGCUGUCGUCAUUCACACAGUGGGUAUCUUCCCCCUAGGUACGAAGCGAUACUCCAUGCGGGGCAAAGACGCCGUCUUCAAGAUCAACGUCGAGGGAACAAGGAAUGUUAUUGAAGCAAGCAGAGAGUGUGGUGCAAAGGCUUUUGUGUACACGAGUAGUGUGACUGUUGUUCUGGAUGAGUUGGAUCGCGAUUUCAGGAACGUAGAUGAACGUUGGCCCACAGGUGGUGUCCACACGAGCUAUGGACAGAGCAAGGCACUCGCAGAAUCUAUUGUUCUUUCCGCAAAUACGCACGACUUCGCGACUUGUGCUCUGCGUUCGGCCCCCAUCUUUGGCCGCAAUGACACCGUGUGCAUCCCCACAAUACACUCGUGUAUCUCAGCGUACCAAACACCCUUCAUCCUAGGCACAGGAACCAACCUGCAAGAUUUUGUUUAUAUAGAAAACGUAGCAGACGCACAUGUCCUCGCCGUCGGCAAUCUGCUAAAUUCGCAAACUGCUGCUGGUGAAGCCAUGUUCAUUACCAAUGGCGAGCCUGUCACAGCGAGGGCCUUGUGUCUAGCAGUAUGGAAGGAAUUCGGUCAUGUUCCAAGGUUCCACGUUAGAGUUCCAGAAGGGUUGACGUGGUGUUUGGGUUACUGUGCUGAAUGGGUUAGUUGGAUGACGGGAACAGAAGGGGUGCUUAGUCGGGGUAUUGUGAGUGAUGGAUGCCGCGAUCGCUAUGUUAGUAUUUCGAAAGCAAGAUUGUUGUUGGGUUACAAACCUCGAGUCGGCUUGGAAGAGGGUUUGAGAAUCAGUUGUGAGCAUUACAAGGCGAAGUUGGGAGGAAGGAGGAAGAAUUAA